Messenger RNA from Besnoitia besnoiti, 300 nucleotides. RefSeq lists its product as uncharacterized. Lineage: Eukaryota; Apicomplexa; Conoidasida; Eucoccidiorida; Sarcocystidae. The record is from RefSeq and is a predicted model, not a curated record. The transcript is spliced from 2 exons. The coding region runs from base 1 to 300 and encodes 99 amino acids.
AUGGUACUGAAGAUCGCGGAGAAACGAGCGGAGGGGAAUUGCAGGAUAUGGGGUCACUCGGAUCGCUCGCUUCGUCCGGGGAGUGAUGGGGGGCAUCAACUACCCCCGCGAAGCUAUAAGGGGGUAGAAACGAGGUGGAGCCUGCGUGCGCUUUAUUUUCGUUCAAAACGGCGCAUUCCGUACGUGCCAUGUGCCCAGACUGCAGAGAACCUAUAUGGCACAUUUGAGGAUCCCCCACGCUGCGAAAGGGGCGUGUAUCUUUGGUUCGAGGAAUACAGGGAGUUUCAAGGGUACGCCUAA